CAAGAUAAAAUUUGCAACACAUGUCUGAAACUCAAACUCAAACUCAAGCUCAAGCUCAAACCCACCACAACAAUCUCAAACAACUCCAUUGAUGUAUGAUCCUAUGCACAUGGCAUCACUAAUUUCAACUCCCACAUCGUUCUGUUACACUUCUAAAACCUCAAGAACAGCUGCUCUCUAUCAACCAUCAUCAUCUUGUUCUAUUUCUCAUCAUAAAAACCCAAAAUUAAGCCCCUCAAUUUGGAUUCCACACCUGGGUAAUGCCUCUUUUUCUCAGUGGAGUGGUUUAAAGCAACUGGGUAUUUCAGUCAUGCCAAAAUUUGUUAAUAAAGAGAGGAAGGGAAGUGGGAUUCGUGCAUCUUUGUUUGGUGUUGGAGCUCCUGAGGCUUUAGUUAUUGGAGUUGUGGCUUUGCUUGUUUUUGGUCCCAAAGGUCUUGCUGAGGUUGCUCGUAAUCUAGGGAAAACUCUACGUGCAUUUCAACCCACCAUUAGGGAACUCCAGGAUGUCUCGAGGGAAUUCAAGUCAACUCUUGAACGAGAGAUUGGUCUUGAUGACAUUCCAAGUCAAACACAAACCAGAUAUAGACCGAACCCUGUCUCAACCCCUCCACCAGUUGCCAGCGAUGAAAAUUCUUUUGCUGAAGCUGAGCCAAACGGUGCUCCAUCUGAAACUAAAGCAUAUACAAACGAGGAGUUCUUGAAAAUCAGAGAAGAGCGAUUAAAAGCAUCUGCUUUGCAACAGCAAGACCCGGCGCCUCCUGCAGUCGAAAGCCAGUUGGAAUCGCAAACUGAGCCUCAAGUUCCUAUUAAAGAAACUGCUGGUGCUACGCCACCGCCACAAAAACCGGAAAAUGAAGUAUAAGACCUUUGUUUCUAGUACUAUCAGAAACCGCUUCAAUCUCUGAAAUGAGUCGGUGGCGACAUAAACCUCGUAAAUGAGAAGAGAGAAGCGCAGAGUAGCUAAAUAUUCUUUUUAUUAUUAAUAUUAUCUUCUUAUUCGUCCGAAUUUCAGAAGAUUCGGUUUCUUGGAUUGUAAUAUAUGAUUUUGUACAAUGUCAAUGCUGGUAGUAGUAAGAAAUGCUUAAUUUCAGAAACGGAUUGGAUUUCAUAUUAUAUUUUGUAGGGUUAAUGGAACAGAGAUCUCUUCAAGUGAAGAUUAUGACUCUGAAGUUUGUGUCACAA
Messenger RNA from Mercurialis annua (annual mercury), 1182 nucleotides. Its product is annotated as sec-independent protein translocase protein TATB, chloroplastic. The record is from RefSeq and is a predicted model, not a curated record. Gene Ontology annotation, biological process: protein transport by the Tat complex. The coding region runs from base 92 to 862 and encodes 256 amino acids. Gene Ontology annotation, cellular component: membrane. The transcript has 6 exons. Lineage: Eukaryota; Viridiplantae; Streptophyta; Magnoliopsida; Malpighiales; Euphorbiaceae.